ACUACCAGUGCAUAUUUGAAGCUGCCGUUGAAGGAUUCACAAGUUCCGGCUCUCCUACCAAGACAAAGUCAUUGAUGUUCGAUAUAGCAGGGGACGGGAACCUUCCUCGAGUGACUGUACUUCGCCCUUCACUGCGGAACGAGAAAGGAAACCCACUGCUGAUAUUCAGGCGCCUGCUGCUGGGGUGCUCUGAGAAACUGCCUCUCGUCCUGAAGAACGAAAGCAAUGUCCCUGCCCAGGUUAACAUUGACCUGCUGGAUGAGCAUGGAGCAUUCACUCUGCAAGCAGCUCCAAACACCCACUGUUCCUACAUAUCCCAGUCCAGGAAGGAGGAUGACAGAAUCGUGUCAGGGAGAAAUGCACACACAUCCUCGCUCAUCCUGAGCCCUGGGCAAUCUGCAGAGUUUGGGCUUCUGUUCAGCCCUUCGGCAGUUCAGCGCUACAAAGUGACCCUGCGUCUCCUGGUGGUCGACAACAAGUAUGAAGAGACCAUCGUCCAGCUGUUAGGAGAGGGAUAUCAGGAUGAAAUCACCCUGGAUAACAUCCACAAAGCUGGACAGACCUGGGACAUUCCAGAGUUAUUGAUAGACCAGGACACAGAGGAAGCAAACCAUUCAGAACACGUUUACUUGGGAUACUGUCACAUUGGGAGAGCCUAUCAGGAGACCUUCACUAUGACCAAUCACAGCAACGCAGACGCAGUGCGGUUCGAGUGGCCUGCGGACAGCUCACAGCUCAAGUUCUCCCCACAGGUUGGACAUCUCCAUUCUGGCUGUGCAAAGGAUAUCACUAUGACAUUUCGGACUGAGACUCCGGUAACCCUCAGAGCUCAGCUAGUGAAGUGUAAGAUCUCUAAGAUAUCCUUCCAGCAGCCUGUGGACCAGGUGCCAGACUGGGACAAUAGACAGCGUACAGUUAAAUGGGUGGACAUCGGGAGACAAGCAGCAACACACAGGCCUGCCAAGAAAAAGGUGAUCGAGACUGACCCAGAGCCUGCGCACACUGUGCUGGAGAACACGACUCGGGAGCUGGCUCUGCGAGUCAGUGCUAUCGCUGAUUACGCCCAGUUCGAAUGCAAAGCUGAAGCCAUCCGCUUUAAAGACACCCUCCUCUUCCAGACUAGAGUCUUUGAAUUCCAGAUGAUGAAUAAAGGCAGUGUUCAGCUGGAGUUCUCCUGGCAGGUGUUAAUGGAGAGCUAUGGAAAGGGGGUCAGCUUCUCUGAGAAGCAUACAAACUUACCAGAAGGUCAGGGCAAUGGCACUCAGCCAUUGAGUCGCUCAGGAAGUCGCUCAGGGAGCCGGCCAGUGAGCUCUUUGGAAAGUGUCUCACCCCUCCUCGCCGGGGACCCCGAUCUGCCUCCCUUCACUGUGGAACCCAGCAUUGGCAUAAUAGCAGCCAAGAAGAAGCAGGUCUUCCUGAUCAAAUUCUCCCCUCUGGAGGUGGCUGAGUUUGAGGGGCGGCUAGUCUGCAGUAUACCCAACCUGAAGGAUGACCAGGGCCCAACCAUGGCUGUAAAGGGCCGGAGCCUCCUCCCUUUCUGCCACUUUGACCUUGUGGACUCUGAUUACAUCAGCAGUAACCAGAGAGACCCUGAGCUUAGGGGCCCCCGUGGGGCACCUCCUAGGGCCACACUUGACCCUAACACCAGGGUCAUCGAGUUCUUCUCUGUCGGACUCAACACAACCAUCACUAGAACCUUCGACAUCAUGAACCCUACCAACGCAGCCUACUCAUUCCAGUGGCGGUGCGACGAUCCAGCGGAUCUGAGGUUGCAGCCUGUGUUCCGGUGCCUGACAGAAAAGGGCACCAUCAGGGCAGGCAAGAAAGUGGAGAACACCUUUGAGUUUCUGCCGCAACAACUGGACACCGCAGAGUCUUUCUGGACCUUCCUGAUUCCGGAACAUAACAUUGCUGUGCCUUUCCUGCUGGUGGGCCAUGCAAGAGAGCCAUCCGUGUACUUGGACCGAUCCUACCUCAACUACAGAUCUCUCCUUAUUGGUCUAGAUGCCCAUGAGACUGUGUACAUAGUAAACAGUGAAGAAACAGCAUUCAGCUUUUCAUUCAGAGAGACCUCCCGGCACUCAGAGGGGUUCCAGGACAGUCUCACCUUGCAGCCAAUGGAGGGUGUAGUGCCUCCUAAGAGCAGGGUCCCGGUGGUAAUCUCCUUUAACCCAACACACGAAGGCAAGGUGAACAUUAACCUGAUGUGUGACGUGAAGGGAAAAACCUUUCCUUUGACCAUGAAUGUGAAGGUGGACAGCUACUCCAUGAAUGCCAGUCUUCAAUAUGAGAAGACAGAGGGGGAAUUGACCCAGUGCAGCCUGGACAAGGUCAAUGAGAUCAACUUCCAGCAGGUGGAGCUGAAUGAGAAGGCGUAUUGUAAUUUCCUUGUCUCCAACACUGGCAAGUUCAUCCUGGGCUUCCAGUGGGAGCUCUGGGGACCAAAGGAGUUGCUGCAAUUCCUGAAGGUGGUUCCAGAGAACGGCAGUGUGGUGGUCGGCCAGCAGACUCGAUCCACGCUCUAUUUCUACCCCCAGCAGAGGUGUGUGCUGAAGGACGUCGGGCUCAAGCUCAAGAUAAAGAACGGCCCUACAUUUAACUGCAUGCUGGCUGGUUCAGCUGUACCUCCUGGUGUCCAUUUCUCAUUCACCAAACACAACUUUGGGAUGAAUUUCAUCGCUGGUCUGGUUCCCUGCUCACAGAAACUCAUCAUCACCAACAAGGGGGAGAAAGAGGCCAGCAUUCAGUGUUUGUUCACCAAUACUGCUUACCUGGUAGUGGGGCUUCUGUCUGAAGUGCUGCCCCCUGGAGGAGUGGUGGAAGUACCGAUAACCUUCUACCCCAAAGAAGCCAUCAAGUACCAGGAGAGGGUCACCUUUGAGAUCAAUGGGUUCACCAGGCAGAGCGUGGAGAUCCUGGGUCAGGGCAUUGAGAUGAAGGUUGAACUUGGGGACCCGAGACAGAAGGUGGUGAAUCUUGGGGCUUUGCGAGUCGGGCAGACAGUGAAGAGAUUGAUUCCUCUGGUCAACAACAGCCAUGUCCCCUUGACCUUUAACCUGGUUGUGAACCCUAACCAAGAGGCAUUGAUGGACCCUAAGGUGUUCAGCAUCAGUCCCCAGGGAGAGGUGACUCUUAAGGCCAGUGGGGGGCGCUGUCUUGUGGAAGUGGUGUUUUCCCCAAAACGCAGAGUGCCCCCCUUCACAGAGGAAGGGAUGGUGGAAUGGUGCGGGACGUCCCGCUCGCUGUUCAUGCUGCGUGGGUGCUGCCAGGCGCUGGAGAUUAGCUUGGAUCAGGACUACAUCCCUUUCGGGGCAGUGAUCAUGAACAGCCAGGCUUCCCGCAGGAUUCUGAUGCAAAAUACAGGAGACAUCGGAGCCAGCUUUAAGUGGGAUGUGCAGAAAUUUGCCCCUGACUUCUCAAUCAGUCCGGUGGGAGGGUACAUUUCCCCUGGAAUGGAGGUGACCUUCGAUUUGAUCUUCAGCCCCCUCAAGCUGAGCCAGGACAUCCGCUAUGACAACCUGAGCUGCUACAUCGAGGGAGGCAAGCCCCUCAAACUAACCCUGACUGGAUCCUGUGUGAUGGCACCAAUAACCAAGGAGGUGGUGAAUUUUGUGUGCCAGGUCCGCACCCGGCAGUCCCAGGCGAUCCUCCUGCAGAACAAAACGAACCAGCUGUGGAACCUGCGUCCAGUCAUAGAGGGGGAGCAAUGGAGCGGGCCGCCCUCUUUUGUUGUUGAGCCGCACCAACAGAACAAGCCCUACGAGAUUACAUACAGACCACUUACCAUGACCCUUGAUGGGAAGAAACAUCAGGGCUCAAUUUUCUUUGCCUUCCCCGAUGGUACAGGACUGAUCUAUUUGUUGCAAGGCAUUGCUGAACCGCCAAAGUCAUCUGGCAACAUCACCCGUGAGGUGCCCAGCAAGACAUCCUACACUGAGCUCCUUCCCAUUAGCAACUGGCUCCCCAAACCACAGCGGUUCCGUGUUAUAGUAGAAUUGAUCAAGCCUGAUAAACUGGACUGUACAACUCUCCUAAAGGGCCUCGACUACAUUGAGGUCCCCGCUUUAUCCAAGAGGGACUACAAGCUCAACUUCUUCUCAUACAAGGAGGGGCAGUUCAGUGCCAAGGUCACUUUCCGUAACGAGACAUCCCAGGAGUAUCUGUACUAUAGUGUCAACUUCAAGGCCACACCCCCUGGUAUAAUUAGUACCAUUGAGAUGACAUCACCGGUGCGCCAGUGCACGUCAGCCGUUGUUAAAGUGGACAACCCGCUGCUUAUACCAGUCACCUUUACUACUGACUGUAAACUCCAAGACAUCAACAUCCCAACACAUCUGACAGUUCCAGCCCAGUCAGAGGGCACUCUGAUGUUUGAGUUCCAGCCUCUGAAAUCGGGUGAAACCACGGGCCGGCUGACCCUGCAGCAGCAUGACCUGGGCUUCUUCCAGUACGAGCUGGUCCUGAAGGCCCUGCCCGCCGGACCGGAGAAGCCAAUGCACUUCCGCACCACGCUGGGCAGCAGCCACGCAAUCAACGCCAAGUUUAUCAACUUCUGUAGGAUAAAGACUGAGUACACCUGCAAGAUCGACAGUCCUGACUUCCACCUGGAAAAGACCAUUAGCGUGGCUCCAGGGUCCCAGGGGGGCACGGAGGUCAGUGUGGAGGUGAUCUUCGAGCCCAGCCAGCUUGGGGAAACCCGGGGGGUCCUGAGUAUCUCCUCUCCUGUCGGAGGAGAUUACACCAUCCCGCUGUACGGGACCUGCGGCCCUCCCAAAGCACAGGGCCCCUUCCCUAUCCGGGCUGGCUCCACCACCUCCAUCCCCUUCAAGAACGUCUUCCUUCAGACCACAGCCUUCUCCUUCCAGGUAGACAACCCAGCCUUCACGGUGAAGCCUCUGGAAACUGUCCGUUCCAAGAAGACCCACAGCGUGAUCGUCUCCUUCGAGGGCAACCCCACCGGUGCCAAGACACCCAUUAGCGGAAAAAUGACCGUGUCCUGCCCUCGCUCCGAGGGGACUGGCCAGAGCAUCAGCUGGGUGUAUUACUUAAAGGGAGUCACUGUUUAACAUGUCUUAUGGCACUAAUGUUGUAGUAUUGCACCUAAUGUUACUACAUCUCAGGUAAGGUAGUCCUAAUUGUUUAUUCAAUUUCUCUUUUUUUUAUUCAAACAGGACCUAAAUAUUAAAUUUAAGACAUACUGUAAUCCAAGUUAAAUACAUAUAUUGUUGAGGACCAAAAUGUGUACUAUAAGGGGGACCCAAUGUAUCACAAUAGAUUGCAGGUUCACAUUACUAUGAUUUUACAUAGAAUUUCUGAAUUGGUUAAUUGUGUGUAACAUGUAUGACCAUUUUGACCUGAAUUCCAAUCUUAGUUUAAGUAAAUGCAGUACUGCAUUGUGAACAAAUAUUUAGUUUCACAUUUUUAAACAUUUUGUGGCCCUUUGCUAAAUGUCUAGAUACUGUAGGUACACGUGCUAUAUUUAUAUUUAUAUUUUUGUGUUGGUAAAGGUAUUUUUCACAUUGUAGUAUGUACAACCAGGGCAUGUUAAUGGUAUUGCUUCUUCUUUUAUGUGCAUUUCACUGAAUUAAUAACAAAUUAAAUAUUAAUUGCAGCAUCUAAAGGAAUCUGUGUUCUCCUUUUUGAGAGACCUCUGGAUGACAGCGGCAUCCUUCCCAGUCCUUAGAAACUCGAACCUACAUGGAACUAGAUAAGACUGGGUCUAUAUUAAUCAUCAACAGUGGUGCUCCCAUAAAACUCAUAAAUUGUCUCUAUAAAUUGUCUCUAUCUCUGUACUAUUUCCAUUUCAUGUGGUAAUGUUAAUUAGGGGGUCAGUAGAUCACUCAUACGCAGAGCUGCAAUAAUAUCGUGUUAAAGGGCACUAGUGUAUAGAUCUGUUGCUGUUUACAUCAUUAAAAUGAAUCCCCAUGAUUUAUCAAUGGCUGAGCUGGAGAUCCUAACUAACAGCAAUAGAGUCUAUUAGUGUUCACCUUUUAACCACACUAGUGUCUGAUGCUGUUUGAGCUUCGGUAUCAAACAGCAUUAGCAUACUUUCAUGUCCUGCAAGUAAUGAUCUGUGUAAGGGCUCUUUUACAUUGUACAGUAUGUAUUUCAGUAGUAAAGGUAAAAGUGUUUAACACACAAAUAUCCAGCCUCCAUGGUAUUGUAAGAUGGACUUGAAACACUUGAUCCUGGAUCUUGCUAUUGUUGUGUAGAGGGCUGCCCUUGCAAUCUGCGUCAGGUGUAAUUCCCGUUUUAACAGGUGUCUUGUAUAAAUGUUUGUGCCACUAGGUGGCAGCUUAUCCCUAAAGGAAUUUGUAUGCGUUCCUAGUGGAAGGGUACUACACCUGUACUUGCACACUGAGCAGACUUUUCAUAGUUGUUCUGGAUGGGCAUUCGAGGCAUUUACAGCUUUAGGAAUUGAUUUUUUAAAUUGUGAUUCACUGCAUUUAUUCAAGGUUUUAUUACUUUUGAGACUUUUAUUUCUUUCCCCCACUAUAAAAGUGAUGAUGUGAUCGAGGGAGCCUUUAAUUAGAUUUUCUAUCAGCAAGGAACGUUAUAGCCUUUUAACAGUGUGCAAUUCAAGGUUUUCAUUUACUAGGGUUGGUCUUUUCAGAGAUAUACCGUUCCAGUGAUCUACAGUUCCUAGUGACUGGAGAUGGACCAUGACGUUGCCCACAGAGUGAAAGCACUUACUCUAUCAGUGAGGCAUCUGGCAGUAUUCAAAUUGAUUAGUUCACUGAUUUCCCCCCAAAACAAAACUCGCUCCCCUUAUCCACUAUAUUGAUUUUUUAACUUUCUAAAAGCAAUUGGUGAUUCUGCAAAUGACCGCUAUUGUGACACUUAAGAGAAUGCAUUUUACUGUUUUUAACACACUGUUAAAUAAACACUAGGAUACAAACUGAGAUGCUGUGGUUUAGUUAACUACCAUCAGCACAGUGGUGUUCCAGUGACAAAUGCCACUAGUUGGAGGUCAGUAUUUAUGUUGAGCUGAAGAGAUAUUGUUGUUUGACUGUACUGAUUGCUGUCAUUCUAAUACAUGUUUUUGGUUUGUUUUGUUUUUGAUGCUAAUCAGUCAAGUCUCU
Polyodon spathula (Mississippi paddlefish) is the source of this 7082-nucleotide messenger RNA. RefSeq names its product hydrocephalus-inducing protein-like. The record is from RefSeq and is a predicted model, not a curated record. Lineage: Eukaryota; Metazoa; Chordata; Actinopteri; Acipenseriformes; Polyodontidae. Gene Ontology annotation, cellular component: axoneme. Gene Ontology annotation, biological process: axonemal central apparatus assembly; cilium movement. The transcript has 26 exons. The coding region runs from base 75 to 5066 and encodes 1663 amino acids.